GGAUGGCCGACGAACUACAACUAAACGCGAGGCGUUUGUCAGCAGUCAAAAUCGCCCAACGAGGAAUCGGCACGGUGUCAGCUCGAUGCUGAUAAGUUGCCACGUCCAUGGAUAACAGACGGCUGGCAAGGACAUUGACGGCUCACUGAAUUCAUUCUUGAGGAUUGCAAAGAGAAGAGAGAGAAAGAGAUCAGAGUUUGAAAAUUCCGAAGUGCUGAGGAGAUUCUCUUUGUUAUUGUAAAAUUUAUUUUGUUAGUAUUGUUGAAUCUUGCUGCCCAGUAGAUCUACGUAAGUCGUUACUUUAGGAGCUUGGCAUCGCGAGUAUUCCCUGGAGGUAGUGUAGCGAGAGUGCAGGUGAGCAUCAAGUGAUUGUUCGAGGAAGGACAUCGCCUGCUUCUUUGUUCGCUGAAUUUUGAAUGGAGUUGGUGGAGGCGAGAGGGAGAACUCGGGAAAUUGCAGACAGUACAUUAUGAGUCCAGUAUUCUGGGCUCGACUAUGGAGAGCGUGCACGUGUUUGUUGGUGGCGUGCUGUGUCGUACUGGCGGAACGGCGUGACGAAGCAGUGGGUGACUCGGAUGCUUCUGAGCCUAAUUCUCACCCAGCUCAUCAUUACCUAAAUCAAUGGGCAGUGGAGGUGCAGGGAGGGGAGGAAGGUGCGCGCCGAGUGGCAAGGGAAACUGGCUUCACCUAUCUGUCCAAGGUGGGUACGCUGGAUGACUUCCAUACCUUUGCUCACCCGCAUCACCCAGAAGUUCAUCAUGAACAUGCACACGAGAAGACAUCAGUUCUGCAUGGACAUACCGAGGUGCGGUGGGCCGAACAGCAGAAGGUGUUGAAGCGGUCAAAGCGAAGCAUAGCGUCGCAGGAGCAUGCUCCGCGUCAUCCUCAUCACCGUCACCACCAACAGCAUCCCAGCAGACGGAGACGGGGCUUGCCGAAGCGUGAUGUCCCGCUGUCAGUGAACGCCACUGGCCACGGGCAACCGUACCAUGAUCCUCGCGACCCAAUGUGGAGUCAGAUGUGGUAUCAUUUUCGUCGGUAUCAGGAACCUAUGCCAGUGUGGCGCCGUGGCUACACGGGGCGUGGUGUUGUCAUUAGCAUCCUCGACGACGGCAUUGAAUACACGCAUCCUGACUUGAAGAAUCAAUACGAUCCAGAGGCAAGUUACGACUACAACGACAACGAUCCAGACCCUAAACCACGACCAUCGUAUGAGAACAAGCACGGAACUCGCUGUGCUGGCGAGGCAUCUGCAGGUUUGAAUGACGUCUGUGUGGUUGGUGCAGCAUACAACAGCUCCAUCGGUGGUGUUCGUAUGCUGGACGGCACAGUGACGGACAUAGUGGAGGGCCACUCGCUGAGCUUUCACCCGCAGCAUAUCGAUAUCUACAGUAGUAGCUGGGGACCGGACGAUGAUGGGCUAACUGUGGAUGGUCCAGCACGCUUAGCACAGGCUGCGUUCAAGCAGGGUACUGAAAAAGGACGUGGAGGCUUAGGGUCCAUCUUUGUCUGGGCAUCCGGCAAUGGCGGAUCGAAAGGUGAUAGUUGUGGUUGUGAUGGCUACACAAACACAAUCUACUCUAUCAGUGUGAGUGCCAUGUCGGAACAUGGUGCAUCACCCUGGUAUUCUGAACAUUGCUCAAGUACUCUGGCCAGUACAUACAGUAGUGGAAAGAAGUCACAGGGAGAAAGGCAAAUUGUGACGGUUGAUUUAAACGGUGGCUGUACGUCAGCCCACACCGGCACAUCUGCCGCUGCACCCAUGGCUGCUGGACUUCUGGCUCUGGUCUUGGAAGCUAAUCCCAAGCUAACAUGGCGUGACGUGCAGCACAUCGUGGUACUCACGUCGCAGCCGCACCCGCCGGACGCCGUCAACUACCAGCCCAACAUCUGGACACGCAACGCGGCGGGUCACACGCACAGUCAUGAGUUUGGCUUUGGUCUCAUGCACACUGCGGCCAUGGUGAACCUAGCCAGGCACUGGAGACGUGUACAGGACAUGCACUCAUGCCUGGAACACACUACGAAUAUUGACCAGACCAAGCCCGGCACGUUCACCAUAGAGGCGAGGGCCUGCCAGGGCACGGCAAACGAGGUGCGCUACGCUGAAAACGUCAUCGCUAUCAUCAGCGUGGGCGGCAGUCGACGUGGUGGACUUAAGUUUGGCCUGACGUCACCGCAGGGCACCUACUCUGAACUGCUACCGUACCGACGUAAGGACUUUCACACCACGGGAUUUGACAACUGGCGAUUCCUGACCGUGCGCAGCUGGGGGGAGAAUCCGCACGGCCAGUGGAAGUUCACCGUGGACGCACAGGCCAAUGUCAGAGUCACUAGCAUCCAGCUGGAGAUUCACGGUACGUACGACGCGCCUGCGUUCACCCGCCUACCGGAGAUGUCCGAUUGUCAUACCCAGUGCCAUGACGGCUGUGUGGGCUUGUCCUCCAAGGACUGCCAUAGCUGUAAGGAGAUGACCGUGUUCCUGGACGACAACGCGUUUGACUGUGUGCCGUACGACAGCUGCCCGCCUGGCUUCUACAAGCAAGAGAUCACAUGUCGCAAGUGUGCCGUGAAGAACUGCUGGGAGUGUGGCAGUGAUGGUCAUGGUUGCGAGAGCUGCAGCCCCGGCUAUAGUGUCCAUGGCGGCCGGUGCGUGGUGCAGGUGCAGUGCACCAACGGCCAGAUCUACUCGGAAGAGGCCGGCUCGUGCGUGGCGUGCGGCCCGCGCUGUGAGCGCUGUGCCAGCCCGUCUCAGUGUGCCGUGUGCCUGACUGGCUCUAAGCUCUGGCAGGAUCAGUGCUGGGUGAGCUGCCCCACGCCGGCGUCCGUGCAAGAAGGUCAUGAUCUGUGCGUGGCGUGCAACGACGAUUGCAACGGCUGCGGGCCAACCAACGACAUCUGCACGGCUUGCAAGUCGCCCAAGGUACUCUGGACGAAUGGCACAUGCUUCACACAAUGCCCUUCUGGAUCUGUCACCGUGGAAGGUGUGUGCAAGUUAUGCCCUGUGUCCUGUUUGCAAUGUCGUGCCGACAUGACCUGUACCCUAUGCAAGCCCUCCACUCUAAUCUUGCCUGGCUCCAGCGGUUCCGGCUGCGUGACCUCCUGUCCGCCAGGCUUCCGUGCCGACACAAGCGGCAGCUCGCACCGUUGCGAACCGUGCAAUGCUGAACUGCUGUGUGCAGCCUGUACAGAGUCUGCGGGCGCGUGCAGUGCGUGUGAUGGUGGCCGUGUGCUGUUGGCUAGUGGUCAAUGUGCUGACCAGUGCCCAGAUGGAUAUGCUGUUGAUGGCUUGGGCAAGACAUGUCAGCGCUGCUCUGUCCCUGGCUGUGUAGAUUGCACUAACGAUGCGCAGUCCUGUGCUAUGUGCUCUGAGGACAUGUUGCGUUUGACUGUGGCUGGCUCCGUGUCAUGCGUAGCCUCCUGCCCAGCCGGUUACUUUGGAUCUGAAGGUGCACGCGAAUGCCAGCCGUGUGCCAGCGAGUGUAAAUCAUGUACCACGGCGGCCGACUCCUGCUCCAGCUGUCAGCCGCCGCUGUUGCUGCAUGGCGGCGUGUGCCUGCGCGAGUGCCCGCAGGAAACGUUUGCCCAGUCACAGGGCGGUGUGUGCGUGGCGUGCGAUCCGUCCUGUGCCCUCUGCAGAGGUCCCGGCGCUAACGACUGCGCGCGCUGUAGCGAGUCUGGCUACAAAGUGGACAUGCUGUACGGCUGUGUGUCGUCCACGUGUAGGCCGGGUCAGUACGCUAACGCCACACACUGUAUCCCAUGCAGCACGGUGUGCGCCGAAUGCAAUGCAUCAGCCGAGCAGUGCACGGCCUGUCCAACGGGAAAGUCCCUGAUGCACGCGCAGUGCCUUGAUGCAUGCCCGAGUGGGUUCGUGGAGGACUCGCGUGGUAUGUGCGUGGAGUGCAAGCGUAACUGUGCCGCAUGCGCGCCGGGCAAGGUGCGUCUGGCCGGCGAAUGCGUGCAGGGCUGCCCAGCGCAUGGCUAUGCGCGCGUGAACAGCGUGUGCGUCAAGUGCGUGGACGCGUCGUGCCGCUUGUGCCCUCGCUCGGCAGACCAGUGCUUGGACUGUCAGCUGCCCAAUCGCUAUCUGCUGGAGGGGCGCUGUGUGGCCACGUGUCCCCCCGGCCAGUUUGCCCACGGCCGUAACAUCUGCUCCACGUGUCACUCGUCGUGUGCAGCGUGCGUGUCCGACAGUCCAGACUCCUGUACGGCAUGUCACCGACCGUCCGUGCUGCAGUCCGGCUCGUGUGUGUCGACGUGCGACGAUGGGUUCUUCCCGCAGGCGGCGGUGGUUGGUGGUGUCAAGUUGGGAGCCAUGUGCACUGCGUGUAAUGCCCGCUGUCUGCACUGUGAGUCGGCCGGUGUGUGUACUACGUGCAAGACCGGCUUUGCUCUGGCCGCCGGUAGCAAGACCUGUGUGAGCGAGUGCAGUGCCGGCGAGGUGUUGGACGUCUCGGCGCAGCGCUGCAUCGCGUGCCCGCCUGGCUGCUCAACUUGCUCGCAGUCCGGCAAGUGUACCCGGUGCCAGGGCCAGCGCUGGCUACAUCACGGUCAGUGCCUGCUGGAGUGCCCGCCACGCUUCUACCCGGAGUCGGCGACGGGGGCUCGCUGUCGCAAGUGCCACGCCGGCUGUGCGACGUGCAGCGGGCCCUCGGUGUGUCGCACCUGCAUCGCCGGCCUGUUCCGCCACGCGGACGGGCUGUGCAGGGCCGAGUGUCCAAGCGGUGAGUACAUACACCGUGACGGGGGUGCAUGUCACAAGUGCAAUUCGCUGUGCCUGACGUGCGCAGGUCCAGGUGAGAGUGACUGCGUCCAGUGUAAAGCUGUGCUGCCCAAUGGCUGGUACUCUCGCCAGGACGGCAGCUGUGGAAGGUGCCACGCGUCGUGCAAGGCCUGCGCUGGUACUGCAACACCGUGCAUUUCCUGCCGCGCCUCUCAGAAGCUGGUCAACGGCGCGUGUCUGGAGGUUCCUACGUCCUGUCGACCAUCUCACUACCUGGAUAAGAAGAUUGGCCGAUGCUUGCCCUGUGCUGAUAACUGUGAGCAGUGCAGUAAUGACGGCGGCGCUGUCGUGUGCGACAGGUGUGCCGUGACGCAUCGCAAAUCGCCCGUCGACGGUCGCUGCUAUCCCUGCUGUACCGUCUUGGCCACCAGCACCACUCCGCCGUGCUGUGCUUGCUCACCGGACGCCAGUGCUCUGACAUGCUCACCCGGCUCCUUCUCCACCGCACCAUCGUCGACAUCCGAGUCCUCGACGCACGGCAGCAGCCAGGUUGUUGAGGUGGUUCAUCGCAAUCGACAGGGCGUGCAGCCGACUGCUCGGCCCGACGACGAAGACGUGAGAAUGCGAGCAAAGCGGCCGGGUGGUGUUGGUGGUGGAACUGACCAAGCACACACGUCUCGCAAUGUGGCAGCCCGAGCUGUUGCCGUAGUUGUUGCCGGCAUCGUGGCCUUCCUUGCCGUCAUCUACUUUGUCAUGCUGGUUUACCGACGUCUGGGUACUGGCUGGACACCGUCGGUGCAGUACAAGCGACUUGCCGUCGCUGACGAGGCUGCCGAUGACGAAGAGGUCGACCUCUGAGCAGCAGAUCUGCUGCUGGAGUAGUAAACUUACCACUCUAGUGUUGACUGCCCUUCAUAGUAUGUAUGCGGUGGAUUGGAUUGCGUUUAAAACUACAUAUCCCCCCGCCCGGUAUAAGGAUGUGCUGUGCUGUGCCGCAUGCCAUCCCGCCGCCACCACGGUCAGUGCCUGCCGGUCUGGCUCUGACCUCUGCGUGCUUGGCCACACUCCGUGGAGCUAGUACCACACGCUCGCUCAUGCAUGUACGUCGAGUUGAUUCUCACUUGGUAUGAGCUGCUGCUGCUGCGUGUGUGUGUGUGCGCGCGCGCGCGCGCGUGUGUGCGUGUGUGUGUGCGUGUGUGUGUGUGUAUGUCCUAGUAUGUAGGAUUCUAGACUUGAGUGACUGUUAUCAAGGUAAAACCACGUGGCAAACUGUCAGCCAUGCGUUGAACAUCACCCACCGUGCCCCAGGCCAGGCGUAGCACACACACACAGCGCAUGAUAUCAGUUUGCCGUUGCCUGCGUGAAUGCAAUGGCGCUCGGUUUCCUUUCUUCUCUAUUUUUUUUACUAUUCAGUAUGUCUAUAAUGCUACUACUUUCCACUAGCUGAGCAUGUCAACAAUGCGUGUCCUCAUCUUGAAAAUUACCACCCCAUUGUCUAUAAAUUAAUCAUCUCCUCGCCCAACGCGACGACACGAAACCCACCCCACCUUCGCGAAAGCCCAUCAUGCUCACGUUUCUUCUGUCCUGUGUCCAUUUUUAGCUCUUUCUUCCCUCCUUCUCAAUUCCCCAGAUGGAGGAUGGUUUGCAUAAGCGUGACUAGUGUGUUGUAUCAAGUUUCGUCUUUGCCUCGAUCAACUCUGCCCCAUUUUACCAUUAAUUUUAACCUGACUCUGAUUUCUUGGUGUUUCUGCCCUAGUUCCCCUACUCAUGGCCCACCAUAAUUAUUAAUAUACACAUCGUGAUCAUGAACAUGGUUUUUUCACUGAAAUUCUAGUUCAAACGUGUACCACAAAUCUA
Messenger RNA from Sycon ciliatum, 6583 nucleotides. RefSeq names its product proprotein convertase subtilisin/kexin type 5-like. Gene Ontology annotation, cellular component: trans-Golgi network; Golgi membrane. Bases 470 to 5584 code for a protein of 1704 amino acids. Lineage: Eukaryota; Metazoa; Porifera; Calcarea; Leucosolenida; Sycettidae. The transcript is spliced from 13 exons. Gene Ontology annotation, biological process: peptide hormone processing. Gene Ontology annotation, molecular function: serine-type endopeptidase activity. The record is from RefSeq and is a predicted model, not a curated record.